This is a messenger RNA of Panicum virgatum (switchgrass), 3198 nucleotides long. RefSeq names its product receptor-like protein EIX2. The transcript has a single exon. The record is from RefSeq and is a predicted model, not a curated record. NCBI's taxonomy places the organism in Eukaryota, Viridiplantae, Streptophyta, Magnoliopsida, Poales, Poaceae. Gene Ontology annotation, molecular function: protein binding. The coding region runs from base 151 to 3018 and encodes 955 amino acids.
AAACAAAUAAAUCACAUCAGGUACGGUGCAUCUAAACUUCCACCUAUUUAUUAAUGACAGUUCUUUCAGUGUGAAGAUCACUAUAUAACAGGCUUGAGUGUGCGUCUUCAUGAACCAAAUACCCACCAUUCAGAUUACAACCCCAAUCAAAUGGCCGGGUACAGCAGGUUCCUUGUUCAAGAAACUCUAAUAGUUCUGUGCCUUCUCCUGUCUUCAACACCAGCCGCAACAUCUGUCGAUUCAUCGACAUUGAACCGGAGCUGCAUCGCAGAUGAGAGGGCUGCACUUCUGUCCGUCAAGGCAAGCCUCUUGGACCCAAAUAACUACCUAUCGUCAUGGCAGGGUGAAGAUUGCUGCAGCUGGAAGGGAGUCAGGUGCAGCGCAAAAACAGGCCAUGUUGUCAAGCUCAAUCUUAGGGGCAUGAAUUCAGAAAAAAUCGGAGGUGAGAUAAGCUACUCUUUAGUCAAUUUACAACAACUGAGGUAUCUGGAUUUGAGUUACAACGACUUCUUUGGGGUGCAAAUACCAGAGUUUCUCGGUUCCAUGUCGAGUCUUAGGUAUCUCAACCUUUCAUACACCUUGCUCUAUGGAAGGAUACCCCCACAACUUGGGAAUCUCACCAAGCUCAUCUACCUUGAUCUCAGAUGCUGGUACUUUUACAACCCUAGAUACAACUUACCCUUCUCAGUCGAUCUUGGAUGGCUGUCACAACUAUCCUCAUUGAAGCACCUCGACAUGAGCUAUGUAAACCUUACAACUGCUGUGGAUUGGGUUCAUGAAAUUAAUAGGCUUCCUACUUUGAAAGAACUUAACCUAAAAGACAGUGGACUCAGAAUUACAGUUCCUUCCCUUCGUCAGUUUAAUCUCACGGCACUCGAUGUGCUCGACAUCUCAUUUAAUAGCUUUGACACUUCAAUUGCUCCCAACUGGUUUUGGAACGCAACCAGCCUCACUGUUCUUAACCUCCAAUCUUGUUACUUCUAUGGUCCGAUUCCCAACGAGGUAGGGAAAAUGACAUCACUUGAACAAGUUUCCUUCCAAAAAAAUAAUCUCAUGGCAACCAUGAUACCACCAAGUUUCAAAAAUCUAUGCAACCUGACGCUUCUAGAUCUAGAGAGUAGCAAUACUACGGGGGAUAUCACAGAACUAAUGGAAGGGCUACCAAACUGUCGUUGGAACAAGCUGCAAAUAUUAGAUUUGUCUCUCAACAAUAUCAGUGGGGAGCUCCCAAAUCAAUUGGGGACGCUGAGCAACCUGAUCUACUUGGCUCUGUCAGGCAAUAGUCUUACAGGGAAAAUACCAUCAUGGGUAUGGGACCUGAGAAAAUUGAUACUUUUGGAACUUCGUGGGAACAAAAUAAGUGGUGUUGUCAAUGAAGAUCAUUUAAAUAGCCUUGCAGACCUAGAGCUUUUAGGGUUGGGCUCUACGCAACUUCAAAUAAAAAUCAGACCAGACUGGAUUCCGCCAUUCAAGGUGCAGGCUGUUCUCUUAGAAUCUUUGCAGCUAGGACCGGAAUUUCCAUCAUGGCUUAAAUCACAAACAAGCAUUAAGAUCCUUGGCAUGGCAAAUACAAGCAUAAAUGCAAUCCCGGAUUGGUUUUGGGUUGUAUUUUCAAAAGCAGACAUCUUGGAUUUGAGGUAUAAUCAGAUAUCUGGCACACUACCAGCAACUUUGGAAUUUAUGGCAGCAUAUACCUUGUUAUUGUCGAAUAAUAGAUUUAGUGGUGCGAUUCCAAAAUUUCCAAGAAAUAUAAGCUACAUAGACAUCUCCAGCAACUCUUUGUCAGGAACACUACCAUCAGACUUCCAAGUCCCGCAGUUAACGGGCCUGUUUCUCAAUAACAAUUCCAUAUCAGGCACUAUUCCAUUUUGGCUGUGCUCAUUAGAAAAAUUGCUAGUAUUAGACCUAUCUACAAACAUGCUGACUGGAGAGGUACCAAAUUGCCAAGAAGAUUCUUACCCAUACAAGAAUAAUUUGGUUACAGUAAACCUAAAUAACAACAAUCUCUCAGGAGAGUUCCCUUCAGCUUUUAGAAAUUUUCCGGACGUAAUCUUUCUUGAUCUUUCCUACAACAAAUUCUCUGGGAAGCUACCAGUGUGGAUAUGGGAGAAGAUGCCAAUCUUAGCACUGUUGCGUCUGCGGUCAAAUAGGUUUUAUGGACACAUUCCCAGUGAGCUUGCAAUGAGUAAAGAACUGCAGUUUCUAGACCUCGCAUACAACAAGUUAUCUGGAAGCAUACCUCACUCAAUAGUUAACUUGAGUGCAAUGGCUCGUAAUUCUGGAUACAGUGAAAUUCUUCAAAGAAGCAUAGCUGGUCUUUUCGGAGCUCAUUUGUAUAAUUCCAUGUUUUAUUUGAUUAGUUUCAGAGAAACUGUAUCUGUUUUUACCAAAGGGCAACAACUUGAAUUUUCUAGUCAGCUCAGAUAUAUGGUGUUUCUCGAUUUGUCAUGUAACAACUUAACUGGAGAGAUCCCUCAAGACAUUGGUGCUCUUAUUGUGCUGAAAGCGUUCAACCUGUCUUGGAACCAGUUGAGUGGGGAGAUCCCUGUGAGUAUUGGCCAGCUUAAAGAACUGGAAUCUCUUGAUCUCUCAAAUAACGGGCUGUCAGGCGAAAUCCCUUCCAGUAUGUCAGCUCUUACCUAUUUGAGCACAAUGAACCUCUCAUACAACCAUCUGUCUGGAAAGAUUCCAACAGGAAACCAGUUUGAGACCUUCAAUGCAUCUGUCUACAUGGGAAACAUUGGUCUAUGUGGCCGUCCCUUAACUGGGAGCUGUCCUGGAAACUCGUCAAGCCAAGACACGCACGGAAAUCAUCUUGAUUUGGGGCAUAUAUCCCUUUACCUUGCAAUGAUUAUAGGGUUUGUCCUCAACCUUUGGGUGGUCUUUUGUGUGAUGCUGUUCAAAACGAGUUGGAGGAUUGCCUAUUUCCGUUUUGUUGAUGAGCUCUAUGACAAGAUUUACGUGACUGUGGCAGUAAGAUUCGCCAUCUGGAAGAGGAAAUAUGGUAUUAGAAGUUGAUUAUCGUUAUGUAUUGUAUAGGCUACCAUGGGUUUACUAAUCACAACAGAACUUAUGGAUGGUACGGUUGAGUGGCAUCUGUGCGUGAGUCAUUAUUGUCUGUGUAAUGUAGCUUAUGAAUAUCUACGUGUCCACUUUGAUAUUUUCCUCACAUAAUAAAUUGCCCCUGUUUGCUUGUGA